AUGUCAUGCGUCUGUCUNACCACUACUACACCCACCACCACUACUACACCCACCACCACUACUACACUCACCACCACUACUACACCCACCACCACUACUACACCCACCGCCACUACCACACCCACCGCCACUACUACACCCACCACCAUCACUACUACAUCCACCACCACCAAUACUACACCCACCACCACUACCACACCUAUAUUAACCAUUUUAUCCACCUGCACCAUACCUACCACACCCACCACCACUACUACACCCACCACCACUACACCAGUCCCUCCAUUGCAAGCAAACGUGACUGGCACCUGCCAAGUGACCGUAAACGAAUUUUACUUCAACGUUACGAGCCCCAACUAUCCUGCCGACCAUCCGCCCAGUUCCUACUGCCUCAUCAAGUUCUCAUCGCUGGAGCCCAGAUACCUCCGAGUGAUGCCCGAGACUCCAUACAUCGGUUGGUUCGAUUCGAUGACUGUCAGCGGAGUCUACAAACAGAAGCAGCAAAUCACUGGCGACAGCAGCUACAAAGAAAUUUACUUCCCAAGUGCCGAUGUGACGUUUGAGUACAAAGCCUUCUGGCUGUUCAACAAACGCUCAUUUUCAGUCAUCUUUGAGGUCUACUCCAAUGAUUGCUACAAG
Hyalella azteca is the source of this 639-nucleotide messenger RNA. RefSeq names its product integumentary mucin C.1. The annotation marks the transcript as partial. The transcript has 4 exons. The record is from RefSeq and is a predicted model, not a curated record. NCBI's taxonomy places the organism in Eukaryota, Metazoa, Arthropoda, Malacostraca, Amphipoda, Hyalellidae.